Molecule: messenger RNA, 8657 nt
Organism: Fundulus heteroclitus (mummichog)
Lineage: Eukaryota; Metazoa; Chordata; Actinopteri; Cyprinodontiformes; Fundulidae
Product: phospholipid-transporting ATPase ABCA1
Exons: 48
Coding region: 171-6980 (2269 amino acids)
Biological process (GO): lipid transport; transmembrane transport
Cellular component (GO): intracellular membrane-bounded organelle; membrane
Molecular function (GO): lipid carrier activity; ATP binding; ABC-type transporter activity
Source: RefSeq, a predicted model, not a curated record
AGAACAGCAAGGAGCACAGCGGCGUCAGGGGGACGCAGUUUUCAGCCUCGUUUUCCCUUCUGUUUAGGAAAAUAAGGACUUUCAAACUGAUGACAAGCAGAAGAACGACUAAACACCAAGACUAAAGUGAGGAGCUGGGGUUGGCUCUCUGAGGAAAGGAAGACGGCAACAUGGCAGUCUCCACUCAGCUGGGUCUACUGCUGUGGAAGAACUUCACCUACAGACGAAGACAAACUAUCCAGCUGCUGAUUGAGAUCAUUUGGCCCUUGUUUAUCUUUUUCAUCCUGAUAUCGGUCCGGAUAUAUUAUCCACCCUUUGAGCAACAUGAAUGCCACUUCCCUAACAAGGCCAUGCCCUCUGCAGGUACCCUACCCUGGGUACAAGGCAUUAUCUGUAACGCCAACAAUCCCUGCUUUCGUAAUCCGACCCCUGGAGAGAGUCCAGGCAUCGUUGGAAAUUUUAAUGACUCUAUAAUCUCCCGACUCUUUAAUGAUGCAAAGAAGAUCCUGCUGUACACGCAGAACGAUAAGAGCUAUCAAGGCUACAAAGGAAUGCUGAGGGCCCUCAGGAAGCUUCAGGAGAACCCUGCUCGAUUCAAGCUGAAGGAUUUCUUGAGAGACGAUGAGACUCUUUCUCACUUUCUGCACCACAACGCGUCGCUUUCUCAUCACACACUGAAGCAGGUUUUGGAGGCCGAUGUCAAUUUGGAGAAGGUGCUCACAAAAGGUUUUGGAUUCCAUCUGAGAGAUCUUUGCAACACAACACCACUGGAGGAGUUUGUCCACAUUGAAGACCGCAACGUGUCCCAGUUGACUCAAGAAAUCAUUUGCAAAUCAUCCAGUGACUGGCUGGACAAGGCUCAGAACAACUUCCUCUCCAAUUUGGACUUUCUGAAACCGAUUCGGAAGGAUGUGAGGUCCAACCCCAAAGUGGUCCAAGAAGUUGCAACCGCGACCGACAACCUUCUGGAGAGCCUUGGAGCGCUGGGGGUCGAGCUUGCCAGUAUGAAGAGCUGGAAAGAAAUGAGAAAGGAGAUCCUGUAUCUGACUGCAAACUCAACAGGAUCUCCGAAGCAGGUGUACCAAGCUGUGUCGCGUAUUGUUUGCGGACAUCCAGAGGGAGGCGGCCUGAAAAUCAAGUCCCUCAACUGGUACGAAGACAACAACUACAAAGCUCUGUUUGGACACCGCGGCAAUGACACCGACAGUGAGCCCGUCUCCACUUAUGACAACUCUUCCACUCCCUACUGUAACAGCCUGAUGAAGAACCUUGAGUCCAGCCCCAUUUCCAGGAUGAUAUGGAGAGCCCUUAAACCUCUUCUCAUGGGGAAGAUCCUGUACACCCCAGACACUCCAGCAACACAGAGGAUCAUCCAUGAGGUUAAUAAGACCUUCCAGGAGUUAGGCGUGCUGAGAGACCUGGGGGGCAUGUGGGAGGAAAUGAAGCCCAAAUUAUGGAACUUCAUGGAGAACAGCGAGGAGAUGGACUUAGUUAGGUCCCUGCUCCAAAGCAACGCCAGCGCUGCUUUUCUGAACACUCAGCUCAGUGAGACUGAGUGGCGGGUGCCAGAUGUGGCAGACUUCCUCACAAAAGCCUCCGAGGACCAAAGACCUGCGGGCUCUGCGUACACAUGGAGAAAUGCGUUCAACGAAACGGACCAGGCCAUAAAGACCAUUUCACAGUUUAUGGAGUGUGUGAACUUGGACAAAUUGGAGCCAGUUGCCAAUGAGGAACGCUUGGUCAACAAGUCAAUGGGUCUUCUGAAUAACCAGAAGUUCUGGGCUGGAAUCGUGUUUCCCGACAUCCUUCCAAAUAACAGCACAGACCUGCCGUCCAACGUCAACUACAAAAUCCGCAUGGACAUCGAUAAUGUGGAGAGGACGAACAAGAUUAAAGACGGAUACUGGGAUCCUGGUCCCAGAGCAGACCCCUUCGAGGACCUCCGGUACGUCUGGGGUGGAUUUUCUUACCUGCAGGACGUCAUUGAACAAGGAAUUAUCCGAGCCAUCACCGGCACGAAGGAGAAGACGGGCAUCUACAUUCAACAAAUGCCGUACCCCUGCUACGUCGAUGACAUAUUCCUGCGAGUUAUGAGCCGGUCGAUGCCUCUUUUCAUGACUUUGGCAUGGAUGUACUCUGUGGCCAUCAUUAUCAAAGGCGUGGUGUAUGAGAAGGAGGCACGGCUGAAGGAGACCAUGAGGAUCAUGGGACUGAAUAAUGGCACCCUGUGGCUGAGCUGGUUCAUCAGCAGUUUAAUCCCACUACUGAUCAGCGCAGGCUUACUGGUGGUCUUGCUGAAGAUGGGCAACCUGUUGCCAUACAGCGACUCGGGCGUCGUGUUUCUUUUCCUGGGAUCCUUCGGUGUCGUGACCAUCAUGCAGUGUUUUCUCAUCAGCACUCUGUUUUCUCGUGCCAACCUGGCGGCGGCCUGCGGAGGAAUAAUAUACUUCACCCUCUACCUGCCCUACGUUCUGUGUGUCGCCUGGCAAGACUACGUGGGAUUCGGAGCAAAGCUUGUUGUGAGUCUUCUGUCGCCUGUUGCUUUCGGUUUUGGCUGCGAGUACUUCGCCCUGUUUGAAGAGCAAGGCGUUGGGAUCCAGUGGUCAAACCUACUCGCGAGCCCCCUGGAGGAGGACAGCUACAACCUGACCACCUCUAUCUGCAUCAUGCUGUUUGACGCAGUGCUGUACGGAAUAAUGACCUGGUACAUCGAGGCGGUUUUCCCUGGUCAGUACGGUAUCCCCAGGCCUUGGUAUUUCCCUUUCACAAAGUCAUAUUGGUGUGGAGAGGAGGAACAUCAAAACAUUAACACCCCUCUGUCAAAGAAGGGCAACGCUGACGCUGUGUGCAUGGAGGAAGAUCCCAGCCACAUUGACCCGGGUGUUUACAUCGAAAACCUUGUGAAGAUCUACAGCCAUGGAAACAAGCUGGCGGUGGACGGACUGAGCCUUAAAUUCUACGAAGGCCAGAUCACCUCCUUCCUCGGCCACAAUGGAGCUGGCAAGACUACGACUAUGUCGAUCCUGACCGGACUGUUCCCACCCACCUCCGGUACUGCCUACAUCCUCGGCAAGGACAUCCGCUCAGAGCUCAGCAGCAUCAGGCAGAACCUGGGGGUCUGCCCCCAGCACAAUGUGCUUUUCAGCAUGCUGACAGUUGAGGAGCACAUCUGGUUCUACGCUCGCCUGAAGGGUCUUUCAGAGGAGAAGGUGAAGACUGAGAUGGAACAGAUCGUGCACGACGUUGGACUGCCACACAAGCGAAAGUCUCGCACAAGCACCCUGUCAGGUGGGAUGCAGAGGAAGUUGUCAGUAGCGCUGGCUUUUGUUGGAGGUUCAAAGGUUGUCAUUCUGGACGAGCCUACUGCCGGCGUUGAUCCGUAUGCACGCAGGGGAAUCUGGGACCUGCUCCUCAAAUACAGACAGGGCCGCACCAUCAUCCUUUCCACUCAUCACAUGGACGAGGCUGACAUCCUGGGUGACCGCAUUGCCAUCAUUUCCCACGGCAAGCUGUGCUGCGUGGGCUCCUCUCUCUUCUUGAAGACGCACCUUGGAACGGGCUACUACCUGACUCUGGUCAAGAGAGACUACGACCUGUCGCUGCAGUCCUGUAGGAACUCUGCCAGCACAGUGUCCUACGUGAAAAAAACAGAGAAGGAGGACAGCGUAUCCGAGAGCAGUUCCGAUGCUGGUCUGGGGAGCGAACCCGAAAGUGAGACUACCACUAUUGACGUCUCCCUGAUCUCCAAAGUGAUUUUCAAGCAUGUCCCAGAGGCUCGUCUGGUGGAAGAUGUCGGCCACGAGCUCACUUACAUCUUGCCAUACCAAUCAGCUAAAGAUGGUGCCUUUGUUGAGCUUUUCCAUGAGCUUGAUGACCGACUUACCGACUUGGGAAUUUCAAGUUAUGGAAUAUCUGACACCACCCUGGAAGAGAUUUUCCUGAAAGUGGCAGAAGAUAGUGGAGUUGAUGCUGCUGAACUUUCAGAUGGAGUUGUACCAACCAGGACCCGGCGGCGACAUGCCUUUGGAGACCACCAGAGCUGCCUGAGGCCCUUCACUGAGGACGAAUUUGACUUCAACGACUCUGAAGGUGACCCAGAAUCCCGUGAGACUGACUGGCUCGGUGGAACAGACGGGAAAGGUUCAUAUCAGGUCAAAGGCUGGAGUCUGAAGAGACAGCAGUUUGUCGCUCUCCUCUGGAAACGAUUCCUUUAUGCUCGCCGCUCCAGGAAAGGCUUCUUUGCUCAGAUUGUUCUGCCAGCAGUGUUUGUGUGCAUUGCACUCGUGUUCAGCCUCAUUGUUCCUCCAUUCGGGAAGUACCCAAGUCUGCCUCUGCAUCCCAGCAUGUAUGGAGAACAGUUUACCUUCAUCAGCAAUGACAUACCUGAAGACCCUCACAACAGCAAACUCUUGGAAGCUUUGAUGGAAAAACCAGGAUUUGGAACACGCUGCAUGGAAGGAGAGCCGGAGUUUCCCUGUGCGGCAGUUGAGGACGACUGGUCGGCCCCUCCGGUCCCUCAAAGUGUAAGAGAGCUAUUCGACAAUGGCAACUGGACCAUGGAGAACCCGUCUCCUCUGUGCGAGUGCAGCUGUGACGGCCGUAAGCGGAUGCUGCCGGUGUGUCCUGCUGGAGCCGGUGGACUUCCACCGCCGCAGAUGAUGAUCAGUGAAGAAAACACCCUCCAGAAUUUGACUGGUAGAAACCUGUCAGAUUAUCUGGUUAAAACCUACGCUCAGAUCAUUGGAAAGAGCUUGAACAACAAGAUCUGGGUUAACGAAUUCAGGUACGGGGGAUUCUCACUGGGCGCUCGAGGUUCCCAAGUUAUGGCCCACACAGAUGAAGUUGAUUAUGCUAUUGCACAACUGAGGAAACGCUUUGAUCUUGAAAGGGGAACAGCAGCCGAUCGUUUCUUCGGCAGUCUCUCCAGUUUCAUCCAAGGAUUGGACACAAAGGAUAACGUCAAGAUCUGGUUUAAUAACAAGGGCUGGCACAGCAUUGGUUCCUUCCUCAACGUGAUGAACAACGCCAUCUUGCGGUCGAGCCUGCCACCCGGUAAAGACCCCGCAAAGUUUGGCAUCACUGCUCACAACCAUCCUCUGAAUCUCACCAAGGAGCAGCUGUCACAAGUUGCACUGAUGACAACAUCUGUGGACGUGCUGGUGUCGAUCUGUGUCAUCUUCGCCAUGUCCUUCGUCCCUGCCAGUUUUGUGGUCUUCCUCAUCCAGGAGAGGGUGACUAAAGCCAAACAUAUGCAGUUCAUCAGUGGGGUGCAACCCUUGCUCUACUGGCUGGCCAACUUUAUUUGGGAUAUGUGUAACUACGUUGUUCCAGCUACGCUCGUCAUCAUUAUAUUUGUCUGUUUCCAACAAGACUCCUACGUUUCUUCUACCAAUCUGCCAGUCCUGGCCCUGCUGCUUCUACUCUAUGGAUGGUCCAUCACCCCACUGAUGUACCCAGCGUCUUUCUUCUUCAAGAUCCCCAGCACUGCCUACGUGGUUCUAACCAGCGUCAACAUACUGAUUGGAAUCAAUGGCAGCGUGUCCACGUUUGUACUGGAGUUGUUUGGAAGCAAUGAUAUCGGCGGCGUUAAUGACAUCUUGAAGAACGUGUUCCUCAUCUUCCCUCACUUCUGCCUGGGUAGAGGACUGAUUGACAUGGUGAAAAAUCAGGCCAUGGCCGACGCUUUGGAGAGAUUUGGUGAAAACCGGUUUCGCUCUCCUCUGGCAUGGGACAUGGUGGGAAAGAACCUGUUUGCCAUGGCCAUAGAGGGUGUUGUAUUCUUCUGCAUCACGGUCCUCAUUCAGUACCACUUCUGGUUCAAAGCCAGAUCCUCCACCAGCCAUCUGAAACCUAUUGGAGAAGAAGAUGAAGACGUUGCCAGAGAGAGGCAGAGAAUCCUGAGCGGUGGGGGGCAGUCGGACAUUCUCGAGCUGAAGCAGCUCACCAAGAUUUACAAGCGGAAACAGAAGCCGGCAGUGGACCGGCUGUGCGUUGGCAUUCCUCCCGGAGAGUGUUUUGGGUUGCUUGGGGUCAACGGCGCAGGGAAGACCAGCACCUUCAAAAUGUUGACAGGAGACUCGGACGUCACCAGCGGUGAAGCCUACUUAGCUGGCAAGAGUGUAACCUCAGAGAUCAAUGAGGUGCAUCAGAACAUGGGCUACUGUCCUCAGUUUGACGCCAUCAAUGACCUUCUGACUGGAAGAGAGCACCUCGAGUUCUACGCCAUCCUGAGAGGAGUACCUGAGAAGGAAGUCUGUGAGGUGGCGGAGUGGGGUAUUCGGAAACUGGGUUUGGUCAAGUAUGUGGACAAAGCAGCUGGGAGCUAUAGUGGAGGAAACAUGAGGAAGCUCUCCACUGCUAUUGCACUCAUAGGAGGACCACCGGUGGUGUUUUUGGAUGAACCAACAACGGGGAUGGACCCUAAGGCACGUCGGGCCCUCUGGAAUGCCAUCCUGAGCAUCAUCAAAGAGGGGCGAUCCGUGGUCCUCACCUCUCACAGUAUGGAGGAGUGUGAAGCGCUCUGCACCAGGAUGGCUAUCAUGGUGAACGGCAGGUUCCGCUGCCUGGGCAGCGUGCAGCACCUUAAGAACCGGUUCGGAGAUGGCUACACCAUCAUCUUGCGAGUGGCGGGGCCAGACCCAGACCUACGGCCGGUUAGGGAGUUCAUUGAACAGGAGCUGCCGGGAAGCACGUUGAAGGAGAAACACCGCAACAUGCUGCAGUACCAGCUCCCCUCUUCCCUCACCUCCCUCGCCCGAAUUUUCUCCCUACUCUCCAAGAACAAGGAGGCACUCAGCAUAGAGGACUACUCUGUCUCCCAGACUACUUUAGACCAAGUGUUUGUUAAUUUCGCCAAGGACCAAAGUGAUGAAGACCACUUGAAGGAUGUCCACCUGAGCAAGCGGGAUGCCGUUGUGGUCGACGUUUCCAAAUUAAACUCUUUCCUCAUGGACAAUAAGACAAAGGAGAGCUGUGUCUAACUGGUCAAGCUAUGCUUCACCUUCCCUCCCAGCAACUAUAAAACGUGGACCACUAACUUGUGGGGGGGAGAUGAACAAUGGUCAUUUUUUUUUAUUUCUAUUUUUUAGUCUGUUUUUAAUUGUCAUCAUUUUCAGUGAACCUGCGUCUCAUCGCACAGCCUCUGAGGGAGGCAAAGACGGCAGGUUUUGUGACAGACACUGAAACGAUGAAAACUCAAUGCAAAUCAAUGCAAGUAAUAUAAAUAUAUUUAAGAUUAGAAGAUAGCCGUGUCGAGGUUGGAGACUGGAGCUCCUCCUCUUCACGACGUGGACUGGAAGAAAAGAAAAAAAGACACUUGAAGCGACGGCAGGAUUUGAAUUCCCCGUCGACUGGGAAGUCUGGGUUACUGACUUCAUGAGCAAGACACCUUCAGGGGAUAGCGCACGACAAAAUCUGGAGUUUUUCAUCUCCAUUCCUCGGAGCAGAGAGCAUCAGUCUGACAGGACUGCCUGUAAGCGACAGCAGAGUUUAUGACGUUGCAAAAACAAAGUCAUUCAAAUCAUUCACUGCCAGCUGUUGAACGAUGGACUGACUUCUUUUUAUUCAGGGUCAAACCUUUCUCAAUUUCUAUUUGUUACCGAGCGCAGUUGUUUUAUAAUGCAAGAGAUGUUUUUUUUUUUUUUUUUAAAAAAGCAUCUAAAAUCUCAUUUCAGUCUCAAAUUUGUGUUAACUUUUGCUAAUCUGAAACAAAAAAAAUCCUUUUAGGCAAGCAUGUUUAAGUUGUAUCUCAUGGUUGUUCAAUAUGUCAAACUGCUAACCAAUAUGUAUUUUUUUUUUUUUUUUUUUUUUGUAUUUGGUGUUCUUGGUGUCCUUAACAUUGUCCAGCACAGUGCCUAUUCUGGUGGAGGGUCAAGCUUGAGCACUCCAUUAAAAACAACAAUGUAUGUAGGCUGCCAAGGAAUGUAUAAGACCAGUACCAACAUGCAACACAGCACAUGGAAAUUUGUUUUAUUAUAGGUUAUCGUGAGCUAAUGUGUUGUUGUUUUUUUAACUGCCCUUCAAUGUAAGAAGAAAAAAAAAUAGUGGUUCCCUUUCGUCUGGUUAAGAUGUGUGUUCUGCUCUUCUGGCUUUUUUCAUCCUGCCCUCUUAAAACUAUUGCCGAACAGAAAGAAUAUGGUCCUUGAUCUGUUUGGAUUUGUUUUUCAACAUGACAUGGAAAUAUACUAUAUGCUGCAUGGGUUUUUACAAGGCCGCAACUUUGAGUGUCAGCAGCUCUGGUUGUGUGAGCCUGCGGUCUGCAGAAAGAAGCCUGAGCUGAAAUAUGUAAAUGUUUUGGUUAUGGCCUUUGAGAGGGCACGAUGGGAGCUCUUCAGAUCCAAGCCGGUGCUGCAUGAAUAAUAUGUACAGUUGCAAUUUUGUGAUGUUAACACUGGAGUGAACUAACUACGUGUGUGCCAAACAAAGCUGAACUUUCAUCGUUGACCAACCAGCAAAAGGAGACGAGUGUUUUGGAAAGUUCAUUCAUCAGCCUCGUCAGAAAUAUACCCCUCUUUCUGUUAUCAGCGGGGGUUAUUGGAAAAAAAAACGGCGUGCACUCUCCUUCUUUCUUAACAAGACUGCAAGUUAUGUUCAUCCUGCAGGGAAAUUGCCAGAGUCUGUCCACAUCUAGCUGCAGUGUAGGACGAGGCAUUUAUUUU